Messenger RNA from Prorocentrum cordatum, 1377 nucleotides. NCBI's taxonomy places the organism in Eukaryota, Dinophyceae, Prorocentrales, Prorocentraceae. The record is from the annotation of a GenBank genome assembly.
AUGCCGGACACCAGUGCACAUUGGCUGGCCACCCAUUCAAGUUCAAGAUGCUUGACCGCGAUGCAUGCCUUCAGAAAUUCGAGACGGCCAAGGUCAAAGUUGAAUGACGAUUCGCUCCUAGCUACAAUCAGGUCUUACGGAAAAAACAGGCAGUGGGUUGCAGCGUUUGCAGCACUCCGAGAUGCGUCGCAGUCGCACGUGCAUGUUGGCAUCAAGCUUUGCAAUGCUGCUCUUGUCGCUUGUGGGCAGGGCCGACAGUGGCAAUUCGUGCUGUCGUUGUUGGGUAAUUUUGAGGCGUUCAAGGUGGAUCCAACCAUAGUCAGCUACACAGUUGCGAUCGGUGCUUGCCAGAAGUGCGGUCAGUGGCGACAGGCCCUGGCGUUGUUGUGUGGUGCCUGCGAAUGGAAGCUAACGCCAGACAGUGUGACCUAUGGUACUGCUAUCGACGCGUGUGCAAACGGUAGGCAGUGGCAGUGGGCGUGCUCUUUGUUGAACGUGCAGUGGGAGCAAACGCAAGUACCGGACGUCUUGUGCUACAACUCCGGCAUCAGCGCUUGCGAGAAGUGUGGGCAAUGGCAGCCCGCGCUGAGGUUGUUGAGUGAGAUGUGGGAUGCGGAUGUGGAUCCAGACGUGAUCUUUACGGCUGUACCGGUCAGCGCGUGUGAGAAAGGUGGACAGUGGCAAUGGGCAAUAUCCGUGCUCAGAGAACUGCAGGAUUCAUACCUUUCACCAGACACCACCAGUUACAACGCUGGGAUCAGCGCGUGUGGGAGGGCCGGAGAGUGGCAGAGCGCGCUGUCGUUGCUGCGGGAAGUAGGCGAGGCUGUUCUAGAACCAGAUAUCAUGUCUUGUGCGGUCCAGGAUGUGUUGCGUGCUAAUGGGGUGGCGGGUGGCGGAAGGGACUUUACGAGGGAGGGGGAGGAGGAAGAGGAGCCAGGCGGCGGAAUGGCGGAGGUUUCUUGGAGGUGGGGCAGUGGAGGACAAAGUUGUGCAAGGAGCUCUCACACGUUAGCCUCACACUCCCUUCAGCCCGGUGGGCGACGGGGUUGGCAUAUUGCACACAACGCUGCUAUUAGCGCAUGCGCGCAAGGCGAACAGUGGCAGAAGGCGGUAGCGUUGUUGAGCGAGAUGAGGGGAUUGAGUACGGCAGCGGACGUAAUCAGCUACAGCGCUGGGAUCAGCGCGUGCGGGAAAGGUGAGCAGUGGCAUCGGGCGUUGGCGCUGCUGCGCGAGAUGUGGGUGGCGAAGGUGGAGCCCAAUCCAAUCUCUUUUACAAUAUUGCUACAGCGCUGGAAUUACCGCAUGCGGGAAAGGCGGGCAGUGGCAGCGGGCUUUAGCACUGCUCAGCGAGAUGUGGGAGUCGAAGGUGGAGCUUGA